AUGUGCCAUCGGAUCAUGGACCGGGCCAUCUUGGAGGGCGGCGUCAACCUCGUCGAUACGGCCGAGCAGUACCCGAUCCCUUCCGACGCCCUGAACCCAGAGGGGAGGACAGAGGAGAUCCUCGGACGCUGGAUGGCACAGGACCGGACCCGCCGCGAGAAGGUCGCGGUCGCGACGAAGAUCACAGGCGGGCUCAACGUGAAUUCGAAGAACCUGCGGCAGGACCUGGAGGGGUCGUUGAGGAGGCUGCAGACGGACUACGUGGACGUCUACCUCACGCACUGGUCUUUCAGGAUAUCGCAGCCGCAGCAGAACUGGGGCCAGUCGCUGCAGUACCGGCAGGACGCGGAGCCCUUCGCCCGCCAGGCCGGCCAGGCGACCUUCGAAGAGGUAGUGCGGACCAUGGACCAGCUCAAGAAGGAGGGCAAGAUCCGCGGUUGGGGCUGCUGCAACGAAAGUCCAUACGGGGCCACGCGACUCGUGGCCACAGCGAAGGCGCUGGGAGCGACGCCGCCGUGCGUCUUCCAGAACGACUUCUCGAUGCUGAACAGGCGGUGCGAGGAGAACGGGCUCUUCGAGAUGGCGUCGCCCUACAACGAGAACGUCGGCUUCAUGGCCUACAACGCGCUGGCCGGCGGCAUGCUCACCGGGAAGUACCUCAACGAACCGGCGGCCAUGGACCAGCAGGGGACCAGCGCGUUCAAGCGCCUCGCGACGCCGCGCGGCCGUAUGGACGACCUGGGCUGGGGGCCGACGCUGUACCGCUACAGGAGCGACGCGGCGCUCGACGCCAUCAAGCGCUACGCCGCGCUGGCCAAGGAGGCGGGGCUGACGCAGACGGAGCUCGCGCUCCGCUGGUCCCGGCAGAGGGCGGGCGUGACGACCACGCUGGUGGGCGUGUCCUCGCUGGCCCAGCUCGACGAGGACCUCGCGGCCUUCCGCGUGGACAAGGUGUUGCCGGAGCGCCUGAUGUGGGAGAUCGACCGCGUUCACAUGCGCAACCGUCUGCCCAUUUUCUCCUCGGAGAAGGUCCAGGCAGAUUGGGACGGCGCCGGAGCCAUAGGCGAGCCCAUUCCGUGA
This is a messenger RNA of Prorocentrum cordatum, 1080 nucleotides long. The record is from the annotation of a GenBank genome assembly. NCBI's taxonomy places the organism in Eukaryota, Dinophyceae, Prorocentrales, Prorocentraceae.